Messenger RNA from Rhineura floridana, 2174 nucleotides. RefSeq names its product dopamine beta-hydroxylase (gene DBH). Gene Ontology annotation, molecular function: copper ion binding; dopamine beta-monooxygenase activity. The record is from RefSeq and is a predicted model, not a curated record. Lineage: Eukaryota; Metazoa; Chordata; Lepidosauria; Squamata; Rhineuridae. The coding region runs from base 42 to 1841 and encodes 599 amino acids. Gene Ontology annotation, biological process: octopamine biosynthetic process; dopamine catabolic process; norepinephrine biosynthetic process. The transcript has 12 exons. Gene Ontology annotation, cellular component: secretory granule membrane.
GAUCCCCUUGCCCAACUCUCAAGCUCCGAGAAGCAGCCUCCAUGUAUUUCACACUGGUUGCCGCCUUCCUGGUCGUCUUGGUGGUUGCCCUGCACGGCACGGACCCAAGAGAGAACAACUUCCUCUACAGAGUGCCCCUGGAUCCCCAAGGUCUCUUAGAGCUCUCAUGGAAUGUCAGCUACUGCCAGGAGGAAGUACAUUUCCAGAUCUUGGCCAGGGAGCUGAAAUAUGGGAUCCUUUUCGGCAUGUCAGACCGAGGAGGCUUUCAAAACGCAGAUCUGGCCGUCCUGUGGAGCGAUGGGCACCAAUCCUAUUUCGCGGAUGCAUGGAGCGAUCAGGAUGGUCGGCUCCACAUAGACAGCCAACAGAACUACAAGCUCCUCAGCGCACAUAAAACUGCUGAGGGACUCUCCCUGCUCUUUAAAAGAGCUUUCAGUACCUGUGACCCAAAGGACUAUCUCAUAGAGGAGGGCACCGUGCACCUUAUCUAUGGGAUUCUGGAGAAGCCCGUCCUCUCCCUCCAGGCCAUCGACAUGUCCGCCAUCCUCCGGAAAGGCCUGCAACGGGUGCAGCUGCUGAAACCCUCCAUUAAGAUUCCCACGCUGCCUGGCAACCUGAAGACCAUGGAGAUCCGGGCUGCCGAUGUGGAGAUCCCCAGCCAAGAGACCACUUACUGGUGCUCCAUUCAGGAGCUUCCGGACAACUUCCCAAAGCAUCACAUUGUUAUGUAUGAACCAGUGAUCACAGAGGGGAAUGAAGCUCUCGUCCACCACAUGGAGGUCUUCCAGUGCACUGCACAUUUCAACACUUUCCCCCAUUACAAUGGGCCUUGCGACUCCAAGAUGAAGCCAGAGCGGCUGAAUUACUGCCGGCACGUGCUGGCGGCCUGGGCAAUGGGCGCGCAGGCUUUUUACUAUCCAGAAGAGGCAGGUCUGGUAUUUGGGGGUCCCGGCUCCUCCAGAUAUAUGCGCUUGGAAAUUCACUACCACAAUCCCCUGGAACUCAAAGGCCGCCAUGAUUCCUCAGGGAUCCGCUUGUAUUACACAGCCUCUCUCCGGCGUUAUGACGCAGGGAUCAUGGAGCUGGGCUUGGUGUAUACACCAGGGAUGGCAAUUCCACCCGGCGAAAGCCAUUUUUACCUGACAGGCUACUGCACUGACAAAUGCACCCAGCUGGCGUUGCCCCCUUCUGGCAUCCACAUCUUUGCUUCCCAACUUCACACCCACCUGACCGGUAGGAGCGUGGAGACCGUGUUAUCACGAGGAGGGCGAGAAGUGGAAAUUGUGAACAUCGACAGGCACUACAGUCCUCACUUCCAGGAGAUCCGCAUGUUAAAGAAAGUGGUGUCUGUUCUCCCGGGUGAUGUUCUGAGAACUACCUGCGUGUACAACACUGAAGACAGGACUCAAGCGACUGUGGGCGGUUUUGGAAUCAUGGAAGAGAUGUGUGUGAAUUAUAUCCACUACUACCCUCAGACGGAGUUGGAGCUGUGUAAAAGUGCCGUCGAUUUGGGCUACCUACAUCGCUAUUUUAAUCUAGUGAACAGGUUUAACAACGAGGACGUCUGCACAUGCCCAGAGGCCUCUGUCACACAGCAGUUUGCGUCAGUCCCUUGGAAUUCUUUCAACAGAGAUGUCCUGAAGUCCCUGUACGACUUUGCACCCAUUUCUAUGCACUGCAAUAAAUCCUCAGCAGAACUUUUCCCGGGCGAAUGGGAACAUCAGCCUUUACCGAAGAUCACCGAGGCGCUACCAGAGCCACAGUCACGCUGCGAGUCCAGCCUCCUCCACCUCCCUGCAUCUCCAACUCUGGUUAAGCUUGACAAGGCGGCUUCGAAAUGAGACCCAGACCCUUAGGCUACGUACACACCACACAUUUAAAGCACUGCCCCCCCCAAGAAUCUUGGGGGCUGCAGCUUGCUAAGAGUGCUGGAAAUGGUAGCUCUGUGGAGGGGAACUACAGCUCCCAGGAGUCUUGUUCGGAGGGGGAAUGUGCUUUACAUGUUUGGUGCAUCUGCAACAGACAGCUUUAAUUCCAGUAAAAGGACAGCAGGGCAAGUUUUGACCCAGCUACGAUUUCUCUGCCAAUGCAGCAGGCAGGCCUCUACACAACCAGUUUUUUUGAGGGGUAGGGGUGUUGAAGCUCUGCUCAGGAGUUAGAACAAGGCCACAGAA